Messenger RNA from Pyricularia grisea, 2540 nucleotides. RefSeq lists its product as uncharacterized. The transcript has 3 exons. NCBI's taxonomy places the organism in Eukaryota, Fungi, Ascomycota, Sordariomycetes, Magnaporthales, Pyriculariaceae. The record is from RefSeq and is a predicted model, not a curated record. The coding region runs from base 1 to 2091 and encodes 696 amino acids.
AUGGAGCCCUUCUCGACUGUUUGCGGUGUGCUGGCGCUGGUGGGCCAGGUCGUCAAAACCGUGAAUAGUAUACAGGGGCAUGUGGCUACUUAUAAAGCAGCGUCAGAUGAUGUCACUGACCUGAUCAAUCACCUCAAUAUACUCGGCAACAUCUUUCAAACUGUUCAAGAGUGCCUCGAAAGGUCACUGGCGUCCCCGAGUCAAGUAUAUAUAGCGGGAAUACCACGGGAAAUCGCCAGCAUCCUUCCCUCUUGCCAACAAAAGCUGAAAAGUCUCGAGCAGAAGAUAGUGAGGCUCGGCAGAUCAGGCAAGAUAUUUGGACUCAACUACAUUUACAGAAAGGACGAAAUUGCCAAGGCUUGCGGAGAGAUCUACAACCUCAAUAAUACCUUGCAACUUGCUAUAAGCAUCCAGACGUGGUCCAUAUCCUUAUCUUCAGUUGACCAGCCUCCAAAGUACGAAGAAAUGGAAAAGAUGGAUCAGACUGAAAGAGAGACGAUAUUGACCCCUUCAACUACAACUGAGGAGAUCAGCACAACAACCAAUUCCGCCGUGGGUUUUCCACAGAACAGUUUCUCCUUGGCCCAGCGAAAAUCAUCCAAGACCCAUCGGUAUUGUGGCAUUGCAGGCCAAGUGCAGGUGACCAGAAAGAACAGGCAAUCAAAGUGGUCAUACUUUGACGAUGGAAUUACUGACGAGUCGACCGAGUACUUGAUCAAAUUGCCUCUUAUCCCAUACCAAAUUGCUCUUCAGCUCCGAAGAUUAUCGAAUAUGCCGUUGAGCUACUCUCUGAAUGUCACACAUGUGAUUCAGACCUCCACACAACUUGGCAAGGAGCUUGCAGCCUUGUUCCAUCCUAAGGAGGAGGAGGACGAUCUUCGAGGGCUUCAGAGUCUUCUCUCAAGCCGGCGGAUUUCUCUUUAUUCGAUGGUUCACGAUGAAGUAACGGGCAAUACUUCAACUCUGCUGCAUCUGGCAAUCAACAAUCGAAUGCCCAUCCUGAGCAAGUUCUUGGCUCUGAACGACCACAGUGGCAAAUGCCUAGAAUCAGUAUCGGCCCAAAACCUGAUCAUGACAUAUCUCCCCGCUAAAUCUCCAUCUGACAGACAAAACAGAGAGGGUGAACAAGUCUUAUCAGUAGUUUUCAAAUCGCCACGAGCUGAGCUAGAUGCGGAUUUCUUCCAGUGGAUCAGCUAUAUUUACCCCGAUCCAGAGCAAUUUGGCAGCAUUACCAACCACUUUUUGCGUCAUCACGAGGGAGACACAUCCGAGUGGAUUGACAUGGCUUGGGCACGGGCUGUGGACAGUUAUAUCAACCUUGGCCCGAUUACCGCGGGCUACCCACCUGGCUUUUUUACCCGUCGUGUGGAAGCCUGGACCCCAAUCCUCAAGCAACUGAUCAAGUUGGGAGUCGAUGUGCAUGGACAGUAUAGAGCGUCCUGGGGUUAUUUUGAGGGCUCGGCCUACUUUCACAUUCUCCACAAUCAAACCAGCCACAAGCAGGUGGUCAAGGAUGUUCACGAAUGGCUUACAAUGCUCGAGGAUUGUGGGGUACAUCUUCCGACAUACCUGAGCCGGGAAAGAAAGCAACUACCAGAGCAAUGGAAAGUCGUUGCGGCUCUGCGACGAGACAGCAUAUACCCUGUAGGAGAACUGAAGACCCUUGACCACCAUGGCCUCGAUGCACUGGUAUGGACGCCUGCGAAUGACGCCUCGAAUGGAGCCUUGGAGGUAUUGCAAGAGUUUGAGGCGCUCCGGGAAUCGCACAUCUCGCCGUCUUUUAGGUUCAGCUUUCCGCAAGAAUCAAUCAAGGGAAAAGAUAACAGGCACAGGUCAAACGUCAAGCCAGUCGAACAAAAGAUGGACUUUUACAAUAGGGAGGAGUGGCCUGUUCAGCGCACGUUGGUGGGAGUUGCGGAAGAAGCCGUGCGCUACAAAAAUGAGUGGCCGGCAGAUUACAGUCAACGCAUCCAAGAGCUGCUCGACAAACACAAACGACGUCUUGAGCGUCGUUGGAAUAAACGCGCCUAUCAAAAAGGAGCAGGUAAGGGAGUAGCAAGGAUGCCCGGAGGCUGGGUCGAGGCCAAUUAGGGGCUCAAAGUACAAGGCUGGCUGGGAGUCUUUCUACUUGGUUAUUUUGUUUGUUUUCUUAAUCAAGAAUGGAAUGGAUGGAUUCUCUUGGCGGUUCGCAAUGUCUUUUCUCUUUCUUUCCUGUGGUCUCGAAAAAUGGUCUUUUAGGUGCGGCUGCAGGUAAACGUUGGGCAGAAAGACAUAUACGAAGCAAAACAGCAAGAUUGGCUGAAGAAAAAAAAAGGUCUCUCUUUGGGAGUUUGUGAAACACGAUUCCAUGGUCUUCAUGGCUCCACAGGGCUAAUUGAUGGUUUGUCCAACGCAAACAAAUCUAUCACACAUUUUGUGACCAUCACACACCUCUCUCACCUCACACACGCACGCGCACUUGUUUUGCCACACCGUGGUCUGCUUCCCGAAAUCUGAAGGCUUCACCCUUGCAAAAAAAAAAAAAAAAAGAGGGGGAAAAA